AUGAUUGUGUUAACCCAACAAUGGGACUCUGAUUUGGUAGAAGCAAGGUACAUAAAAGAAAUUGAAGACAACCUCAGCAUAAUUCGUCUUAGGUUUGGAGAUAACUCCAAGCCACUGUUCAGAAAUAGAGAAUUCAUUGUCUAUGAGCGUCAUCAAACCAUGGAAGAUGGCACUGUGGUAGUAGCAGUUGCUUCAUUGCCAAAGGAAAUAGCUGUUGGAUUACAUCCGAAGCAAAAUAAUGCAAUAAGAGGACUAUUGCUACAAUCGGGAUGGGUAGUGGAGAAUCUUCAAGAUAAUUCAUGUGUUGUUACUUAUGUUGUUCAGUUGGAUCCUGCAGGGUGGCUUACCAAGUAUUUUGUGAAUCGAUUUAAUACAAAACUGGUUAUGAUUAUUGAAAACCUUAGAAAAUUAGCACAAGCAUGUCCAAGUGAAGGUCAAAAUUGA
This is a messenger RNA of Cicer arietinum (chickpea), 444 nucleotides long. RefSeq lists its product as uncharacterized. Lineage: Eukaryota; Viridiplantae; Streptophyta; Magnoliopsida; Fabales; Fabaceae. Gene Ontology annotation, molecular function: lipid binding. The record is from RefSeq and is a predicted model, not a curated record.